UGUCGCUCACAAAGGUAGUUUCAACAGCCAGAAAAAAAAGACACAUAAAUGUAUCAGAAUAAUUAGCGAGAGACGUGAAUGGACGAAGACGCGAAGGAUUACUUUUUCAUUAUGGCACUACUUCAUUCCCGCAGACCAACGACAGUCGUCGAGCUUUUCAACAAUUUCAGCAUUUUAACGCGAAACCUUCACUGGAGCGCGCGCCAGGCUACGGGCUGAAUGGCUGUUUAUCAGAGAUCGAGUGUGACUGCGAUGGCAUCAUUUUCCACCCGUUUGUUUCUUCUGUUUGUUUGUUGUUGGCGACAACAGACCAUCAUGAACAAUCCCUUCCUGAAGAUCCUUAAUCUUUAUCCUAACAUGACCAAGACUAGUGAAACUCAGUCAUUCAUCUCAUACAGGAGAAGGUCCUUCCUUUGUGUGCUGCAAAACAUUUGCUUUUAUUUGUGUGACUUCCUCGAGGAACUCAUCCAUCAGUGUAUGAGUGUUACAGAGCUACUGAACAUAAACAUGUACAGUGUUUUUCUAUUACAUAAGGACAUGAUGGUGAGCAAGAUGAAGAACAUGACUGUAGAUGUAAAAAAUUGGCCUGAACAUGGCGCCUGGAACAAGGAAGUCAAAAUGUCCACCGUUCUCGAUAAGACUGUUAAAUCACAAAUGAAGGUGGUGAUCCAGUCUGAUCCGAUGGAAGUGGCAGAAUUCCUGCUCUCAGACUGGCUUGAAUGUCAGUCAGAAGAGCAGGGUAGGAGCGAUGAUGAUGACGACGAUCAGACAGAAUGGAGUGAUAAAGAGUUGUCCAAUGAUGGAGUUUCAGAGAUGUCCUCAGAAAACACUGGCGAUCCCUACAAUCCACUUCACUUCUGUUCUACUGAAGACCAAGUAAAACAUUCAGACCAUGACAAGGAGGAGGAGGAAAAGGAGGUUCCUCAAGAGCAAAAUGAAACUGAAUGGAGUGAGGAAGAUGAUUCUGAUUGGUCAGAUGAAGAUGAUUUGGAAAUGCCUGCAGAGAGCAGAGUGUUAUGGGAGUCCUUUAACAGUGAUCCCUAUAAUCCACUCUGCUUCUCCGGUCCAACUGGAGUUAAAACCUCAGAGAUUGAACAAGAUCACAAGCCAUCAAGCCUCACAGCCGGUGAGCUUGAGGAGAACGAUCCUAAGCAGAGCACAAAGAGAAGCGCAAAGAAGGUGCUUUUCAGUGAGAAGGUGACCAUACACAACUUUGAGGACUGGGGCUCUGCAAGCCAGGAAGCAAGAGAUGGUUCGUGCUGGAUGGAGAUGGCAAGAGAUAGAGCACGUUUCAAAAGAAGAGUGGAGAAAACUGAAGAGAUCAUUAGCCCGUGUCUCACAGCUGAGCACAGAGCCAGAGUUUUGGAUAGACUUUUGAUCAGCUUGGACAGUGUCCCAGCCGAUCAGUAAAGGUGAACAACGACCAAAAAAAGGCAGCUGUUAUGUAUAAUAUUUUAUUUACAUGGUGCUUUUGUACUUACCUCAAAGCGCUGUAGUUAAUGCACUGUGAUGUAGUAUUUCUGUGAAGUUUUUUACUUUUCCACAUUUUUAUUUAUUAUUUGUAUUUAAUGCUCCUUAAAUGUCCACUGUGUUGUCAAUGUUCGGGGAAGGGGGGAGGGUGUGGAACUGGGAUUUUCAAUAAAUCCUAAAUGAUAUGUUCACACUAA
This is a messenger RNA of Clarias gariepinus (North African catfish), 1667 nucleotides long. RefSeq names its product protein phosphatase 1, regulatory subunit 15A (gene ppp1r15a). Lineage: Eukaryota; Metazoa; Chordata; Actinopteri; Siluriformes; Clariidae. Bases 220 to 1410 code for a protein of 396 amino acids. Gene Ontology annotation, cellular component: protein phosphatase type 1 complex; endoplasmic reticulum. Gene Ontology annotation, molecular function: protein phosphatase regulator activity. The record is from RefSeq and is a predicted model, not a curated record. The transcript has 3 exons. Gene Ontology annotation, biological process: response to endoplasmic reticulum stress.